GACUUGUAAGGAACAACAUGUUGUGAUUUGUGAAGUCUUCUUUCUCUGCUUGCAAUAGCCACACGCACGCACGCACUCACACCUCUUAUAUAGUACCAGUAGUUUUGCGCCUGAAAACGAUUUCGAUUUUUGUAAUCAGAACCAGAAUUUUCCAGAUCUAAUCAAAGCGAAGAAGCGAAGAUGAAUAUUUUCAGAUUAGCUGGUGAUAUGACCCAUUUGGCCAGCGUCCUUGUUCUUCUUCUCAAGAUCCAUACCAUCAAAUCAUGCGCUGGUGUCUCAUUGAAAACUCAAGAACUCUAUGCACUUGUUUUCGCUGCUCGCUACUUAGAUAUCUUUACGAAUUACGUGUCUCUAUAUAAUACUGUUAUGAAGUUGAUAUUCUUGGGAAGCUCAUUUUCUAUUGUAUGGUACAUGAGGUACCACAAAAUUGUUCGCAGAUCAUAUGACAAAGAUCAGGACACCUUCCGUCACUAUUUUCUAGUAUUGCCCUGCUUAUUGUUGGCCCUACUUAUCAAUGAGAAAUUCACAUUUAAGGAGGUGAUGUGGACAUUUUCCCUGUAUUUGGAAGCCGUUGCCAUACUUCCUCAACUGGUACUGCUACAGAGAACUAGAAACAUUGACAAUUUGACAGGACAAUAUGUCUUUCUUCUCGGUGGGUACAGAGCACUAUACAUUCUCAACUGGGUCUAUCGCUACUUUACCGAGCCCCACUUUGUCCAUUGGAUAACAUGGGUUUCUGGGCUUGUUCAAACACUGCUAUAUGCUGACUUCUUCUACUACUAUUUCCAAAGUUGGAAGAACAACCAGAAGCUUCAUUUGCCAGCAUGAGUGUCAUUCUCCAUGCUCGAAAACCAGAGUGGUUCUCAUGUCAUGUGGAUUAUUAACAGUGAGCUGAGAAGAUCAAAAGUAUAUCUGUCUGGACAAUGGUUUCUGAUUUAUGAUUCCAUGUUUGUUCGUUUUUGCUCCCUCGAAUACUACUGUACUAAUGACUUGAAGAUUAUAGAUGAAAAAAACUUCAAUUGUUUGUGAUGGUAAUGAUGCAAUAUUGAUAUAUUCAAGUCGCAUUACAUGAAUCUAACACAUAUUCCACUUCUAUGGUAAAGUAAGUAGGUAAUUGUGGUGGAAGAUUCUAAAUAGGGAUAGAAUUGAUUGAAUGGUUUUCUUUUACCCUUAUUUAAAACUGCAUUUGGUUUUAUAGUUAAGAGAUAUUAAUAUUGUUUUCA
Medicago truncatula (barrel medic) is the source of this 1223-nucleotide messenger RNA. Its product is annotated as ER lumen protein-retaining receptor. Lineage: Eukaryota; Viridiplantae; Streptophyta; Magnoliopsida; Fabales; Fabaceae. The record is from RefSeq and is a predicted model, not a curated record. Gene Ontology annotation, biological process: protein retention in ER lumen. The coding region runs from base 181 to 828 and encodes 215 amino acids. The transcript has 6 exons. Gene Ontology annotation, cellular component: membrane. Gene Ontology annotation, molecular function: ER lumen protein retrieval receptor activity.